Molecule: messenger RNA, 828 nt
Organism: Paramormyrops kingsleyae
Lineage: Eukaryota; Metazoa; Chordata; Actinopteri; Osteoglossiformes; Mormyridae
Source: RefSeq, a predicted model, not a curated record
CCAGCAUGCCUCUUUAUCACAAAGUUACACCUCAAGUACGAGACCUACUGCACACAUAAUCUAGAUGAGAUCUGUUCCUUCAUUGUCGUCCUCAAUAGGCCCCUGUAGAGCCAACCCUCCUAAAUCCAUUUGACUAUCUCCGUUCCCAUUCAACCUGCCCCAUUUCACAAAAGCACAAACACUUACAAUAUGCUCUUCUCUGCUCCUUCCCUUCCUCCACAGCCAACCGUAUAUAAAGUCUGACCCAACCCAUGACAAUAAAUAUCCAGGCACAACUUCCUUGGCAUCGUCUGUAUGUUUCAAAGUCAUCACCCGUGCGUGGCAAAAAUGACAGUUUGUUCUUUCUGCCUUUUUUUAAUGGUGGCUCUGUUCUCCAUGUGCUACACACAUUCUGUGUCCUGGACAGAGGCGGACGAGACUGCUGGCUCCAUGCAGACUGCCAAGACUGUGAUGGAUAAUGUCCUUGAUGGCAUUUCCACAAAUCAGUGGUCUAUCCCAGCGAGCAGCUUAUGGGACGAAGGGAACACAGAGGGGCUUAUCUUCACAGACCUCGGUCGCCAAGGCGACCCUCGGGACGCGUCCCUAAGAACAAGCCGACCCAGACUGUUUACUUCCAGCAAGUUCCAGGAGGCAGACAAUGGCGAGCCCGAACAAGCGAGGGAUAAAGAGCGGAGAGACACUGGCGAGGUCCUCUCGGUCGGUGGAGGAGACUUUGAUGUGCUCAGAUGCAUGGUGGGACAGGUCUAUAGACCCUGCUGGCAAGCGUGACCCAGAAGGGGCAAAGAACACAAUGUGACACCCCCACACCCCCCCCUUCCAUUGACACGC